Molecule: messenger RNA, 1870 nt
Organism: Xylona heveae TC161
Lineage: Eukaryota; Fungi; Ascomycota; Xylonomycetes; Xylonales; Xylonaceae
Exons: 4
Coding region: 267-1496 (409 amino acids)
Biological process (GO): regulation of DNA-templated transcription
Cellular component (GO): Rpd3L-Expanded complex; nucleus; Rpd3L complex
Source: RefSeq, a predicted model, not a curated record
CUAAUAUUCGUCUUUUCAUCAAUUUUUUGCUCUCUCCUCUCAAGAUACCAUUCUCUACUUUCCGUCCAUCUGUUCUCUGGACCUGAGGGGCCGAGGUUGCGUUGUAAUUUCUGCAUGUUGAGCGCCAUCUCAACUUUGAUCACUUCUAUCUCGCCACUUCAUUUCCUUGACCUUCCAUCCAGCUGAACGCUUUCAUCUUCUAUUAUAUAUCCGUGGUGUACAUCUGAUUACACCAUAUUAUUCUAAUAUCGAAGAUUUCUCUCGCCAUGGCGCAUCCCGAAGAUGCCGGCGCGGUGCUGGAACAAUUCAUUCACGAUGUUGCCAAUCUGCCUGCUGAGGUAGCGCAUCUUUUGGAAGAGAUUGCAGCAAAAGACAAGGUCAUACAAGAAUGCCGCGCAGUCAUCACGGCUCGAGACAAUAGCAUCCAAAAAUUCAUCAAGCUCAACGGCAGUCUCCAGAUUAACCCCAAGGAGGACUCAUACAGUAAGACUAUUGCUCAGAAUUUCGACCGAGCACAGAUCUUGCAAGAAGAAAAGGUUGGAUUGAGCGAGAAGGCUGCUGUACUGCUGGAUCGGCAUAUCAAACGACUCGACCUCAAGAUUCGCGACUUGCAAAAUGAGGGCGCCAUGCCGCCUGACCCUACGAUGCCCUCUUUGCUUCAACCUAGUCCGGGGAACCGCGUUCCUCCGGCGUCCGGGCCUAGCACGGGCGUCAGCACCCCUCUCCACCCACUAUCAAUUAACGCAGGGACGUCCUCGGCGACAACUGUAGCAAAUUCUGGGAUGGCAAGGCUUGCCCAACAGGGUCCAACAGUUGCCCCUUCUACGCCCUCCGCGACCCCUUCCUCGGCAGCAGCCACGCUUCUUCAGCCACCACAGCGCCAUCGCGAGUCUUCUGCUGGUGCCGCGGACGCCAAACGCCGUCGCCUGAACGCCCAGAUCAGCAACCUGUCACAGACAACAUCAGCGUCUGGCCUAGCGCGGCACGCGUCCGCCGGGCCUGGCACACCCAAAGCCGGCACACCGGGCAGUACGCGCGCCGGAAGUGCCGGGCCCCGCACCACCAUCAAGAAGUCCAGCAAGAAAGUAGCGCCCCAUCAACAAGUGCGCAAAAAGACAUCUACGAAGACCGGUCUGCUCAAGAAGCCUUCAUCUGCCAGGAAACUGCUUGGCGCCAACGGAAUCAAAGCCUCGCCGUCGUCUACGGGAGACGAAGAAAGCGUGCUGAGCGAAGCCAGCGGCAUCUCGGACGACGAAAACCUCUCCCCGCCUCCGGGCGUGGCUGGCUCCGGCGACGAAGAAAUGGAAGAUGUCGGCGAGGAAGAAGAUGCCGGUGACGAUCGCAAGUAUUGCACGUGUCGCAGCGUCAGUUACGGAAACAUGGUCGCCUGCGAUAAUGACGACUGUCCGUACGAAUGGUUCCAUUGGAGUUGUGUGGGCAUGACCAAGGAACCUGUAGGGAAGUGGUACUGCGAUGAAUGUCGGAGUAAAUUGUAGUCAUCUUUGUCUUGCAGUAUGGUUUUGAUUUGACUUUGAUUUGCUUCCUAUAUUUAAUUUUCCAAUCCCCUUUUCUUUUCAUGGGAUGUCCUUUGCCAUUGUCGGCUGUAUAUAUAUCAAUGCGGGUGAUUGGGAUCUUUUUCUGGUAAAGGAUGACGGGCAGCGAGUGGCGUUUUGUGGUGUUGUCUUUUCCUCGACACAGGCAGUGUCCGUUGUCAUCAUAACAUGAUUGGCGAAUGGUAUCUCAAUUCAGUCAUGGAUUCAAUCAUCAUCCGUUUAUAUUCGUCAUGCGGUUGCGGUGAAAGUUAUAUUGAAUACUGAUCAUGCACCUCCAAUGAUUCCGACUGAGACCUGCUUCCCACUGCAUGGCCGAU